CCGUAUUUCUAGUUAAGAAACGAUCUGUCUCCGGAUAAAAAAAUCGCUGCUCGUCAUGAAAGACGAACUCAAGUAUCUCACGGGAUUCGGUUGUGAGUUCUCCAGCGAGGAUGAGCGCUGUCCAGGAGCACUGCCCAUCGGGCAGAAUAAUCCACAGAAAUGUCCAUAUGGUCUUUAUGCCGAACAACUAUCGGGCACAGCGUUUACAGUUCCACGUAGUCAAAAUAAAAGAUCGUGGCUCUAUCGAAUAAGACCCUCUGUCGUUCACAACCCGUUUAAAUCUUUCACUAGAAGCCAUGGUGCUGAAUCUUAUGUAAAAAACGAUUGGAACGAGACUUAUCCAAAUCCCAAUCAGCUAAGAUGGAAGACUUUUGACGUCCCGACUCGACGAGAUCCCGAAGUUGAUUUUAUCGAGGGUCUUCACACUUUGUGUGGUGCCGGCGAUCCCAAGAUGCGCCAAGGCGUUGCGAUACAUGUGUACUUGUGCAAUGCUUCCAUGAAGAAUAGAGCUUUUUAUAAUGCCGAUGGCGAUUUUCUCAUCGUGCCACAGUUGGGUACUCUGCAAAUUACCACUGAGUUUGGCAAGAUCCGAUGCGAACCGAACGAAAUAUGCGUUAUUCAGCAAGGAAUGCGAUUCUCCAUGACUGUCUUUGGUCCAAGCAGAGGUUACAUCUUAGAAGUCUUCGACAAUCACUUCCAGUUGCCAGAAUUAGGACCGAUAGGAGCAAACGGCUUGGCGAAUCCGAGGGACUUUCAAACUCCUGUGGCUUGGUACGAGGAUCGUGAGAUUGAUUACGAGAUCAUAUGUAAAUAUCAGGGAAAGCUAUUCGUGGCCAAUCAAGGUCACAGCCCCUUUGACGUGAUUGCGUGGCAUGGCAACUACGUACCUUAUAAAUACGAUCUUAACAGAUUCAUGAUUAUCAAUUCCGUUUCCUUCGAUCACUGCGAUCCUUCCAUCUUCACCGUGCUGACGUGCCCCACUAACAAACCUGGAACCGCUGCAGCCGACUUCGUGAUCUUUCCACCCCGAUGGUCCGUGCAAGAACACACUUUCAGACCACCCUACUAUCACCGAAAUUGCAUGAGCGAGUUCAUGGGCUUGAUAAAGGGUCACUAUGAGGCAAAAGAGGAUGGUUUUUCUGCUGGUGGUGCAUCGCUACAUUCCAUAAUGACUCCACACGGUCCUGAUAGACAAUGCUUCGAGGCUGCAUCCAAUAGCGAGUUGGUGCCACAACGGAUCGCUGAUGAUACGCAGGCAUUUAUGUUCGAAACCUCGUAUAGCAUGGCCGUGACGCAUUGGGCUAGUAAGCUUUGCAAUAAACUGGACAAUGAGUAUUACAAAUGUUGGCAGGAUUUACAGAAACAUUUUGAUCACACUGAUAAGCAAGCCAAAACUGCUUAAGAUAACAAUCUUUAUUGGAAAAAGGUUGAAUGCUUUACAAUUUUGAACUUCAUUCUUGUUGCCGUAUCCUUUUGUUUUUUUCUCGCUUUUUUUUAGUAUUACGUAACCGCAGAAUUCAUUGUGUAAUAAAUAGAAGCUUAUUACUUUACGUUAUUGUACUUCACUGUGAUAAAACACACUGUGUGUCCACAAUUCCAACAAAAAUCUUAACCUGUUCACGAGGAAAGCAGUAUAUAGUCUACAUUUCAGAUAAAUUUUUGACACCUCUUUUUUCGUCUUGCGGUAGAAAAAUCGCUAAGAUCAUUAA
Molecule: messenger RNA, 1709 nt
Organism: Trachymyrmex cornetzi
Lineage: Eukaryota; Metazoa; Arthropoda; Insecta; Hymenoptera; Formicidae
Gene: hgo
Product: homogentisate 1,2-dioxygenase
Exons: 8
Coding region: 56-1402 (448 amino acids)
Biological process (GO): L-phenylalanine catabolic process
Cellular component (GO): cytoplasm
Molecular function (GO): homogentisate 1,2-dioxygenase activity
Source: RefSeq, a predicted model, not a curated record